ACCGAAGAUUCACUGGUGACUGUACGAAUGCGACCAGACAAUAUGGGACGAUUCGGAUUCAACGUUAAGGGCGGGGCUGAUCAGAACUACCCAGUCAUCGUUUCGCGAGUUGCCCCAGGUAGCUCUGCCGAUAAGGCACAUCCGCGGCUCAACGAGGGAGAUCAGGUUCUGUUCAUAAAUGGUCGGGACGUGGCGUCGAUGUCGCACGACAAGGUAGUCGACUUCAUCCGAAGUGUUCGGACGGCUCCGAACGGUGGCGAACUCGUGCUCACCAUCAAGCCAAACGUGUAUCGCCUUGGCGAAGAGGUGGACGAGCCGGAAGGGGCGGUGCUUCCCGAACAGAUGCGUGUGGCCGAGAGCGUGCCGAGGAGCGACAAACUCGCCCACUCGCUUCGUAUGCUGAGCGAUGCGCUCGCCAGCGGUCGAGUCGCGUCUCAGUUUGAGCAACUUUAUCGAAAGAAGCCGGGUCUAACAAUGAAUGACUGUCGAUUACCAUUUAAUCUCAACAAGAACAGAUAUCGGGAUGUCUGCCCUUACGACUUAACAAGGGUACACCUAAAUUCGUCGCCAACUGGUGAUUAUAUUAACGCCAAUUAUGUUAAUAUGGAGAUUCCGUCGUCGGGUAUAGUGAAUCGCUAUAUUGCCUGUCAAGGACCCUUGGCUCACACAUCGGCCGACCACUGGUUGAUGGUCUGGGAACAGUUGUGCACUCACAUCGUCAUGCUCACCACCAUCACAGAGAGGGGCCGAGUGAAAUGCCAUCAGUACUGGCCGAAGUUGCACGAAAGUCAGGAAUACGGUCGUUUGCUGGUGACGUGCAUUCGAGAUCAUGAAACGCCGAAUUGCUCCUACAGGGAGUUUUCUGUCAAGGAAAGAACGUCGAAGGAAGAGCGUCGAGUGACACAGAUGCAGUACACGGCCUGGCCGGACCACGGGGUGCCCGACGAUCCACAGCACUUCAUCGCCUUCGUCGAUGAGGUACGACGUGCACGCGCUGGAAGUGUGGAUCCAAUCGUGGUGCACUGUUCUGCUGGGAUCGGUCGUACAGGAGUGCUCAUACUGAUGGAGACCGCUGCAUGCCUAGUGGAAGCUAAUGAACCAGUAUAUCCAUUAGAUAUCGUCAGGGUUAUGCGUGAUCAACGUGCCAUGGCCAUCCAGACAGGUCAAUACACAUUUGUUUGUGAGUCCAUCUUACGUGCUUAUAACGACGGUCUCAUAAAGCCACUAGCAGAAUAUCAAAAACGGUAA
Angiostrongylus costaricensis is the source of this 1248-nucleotide messenger RNA. Lineage: Eukaryota; Metazoa; Nematoda; Chromadorea; Rhabditida; Metastrongylidae. The record is from the annotation of a GenBank genome assembly.